This is a messenger RNA of Syzygium oleosum, 1341 nucleotides long. Its product is annotated as F-box/kelch-repeat protein At1g23390-like. Gene Ontology annotation, biological process: proteasome-mediated ubiquitin-dependent protein catabolic process. Gene Ontology annotation, molecular function: protein binding. The transcript has a single exon. NCBI's taxonomy places the organism in Eukaryota, Viridiplantae, Streptophyta, Magnoliopsida, Myrtales, Myrtaceae. Gene Ontology annotation, cellular component: nucleus; cytosol. Bases 90 to 1229 code for a protein of 379 amino acids. The record is from RefSeq and is a predicted model, not a curated record.
AGCAACAGCACCAGUCCACCCCGUUAUAUAUAAACCAUCCCCUUCCAUCUCCUUUCCUUGACACCCCCACCACGAGUUCGCCUGAAAAUAUGGACACCCAGCAAGGCGAAGCGCCACUUCCUCCGCCUCCUCUCUUCGGCGACAUCCUCGAGCUCACGCUCGCUCACGUGCCCCUCGCCGACCUCGUCUCCGCCUCCCGCGUGUCCCGCUCCUGGGAGCGCGCUGUCUCCUCCUCCCUCCGCCACUUGAACCCCGCCAAGCCCUGGCUCUUGGUCCACUCCCAGAGCGCCCGCCCCCCCUACGCCGUCUCCGCCCGCGCCUUCGACCCCCGCUCCGGCGUGUGGCUGGACGUCUGCCUCCCCCAGCCCGCCAAGCACGCCUCCACCCUCCGGUCGUCGUCGCACUCCAACCUCCUCUUCAUGCUCUCCCCCUCCAGGCUCUCCUUCUCCUCCGACCCCCUCCACCUGACGUGGCGCCACGCGGCCCCCCCGCUCGUGUGGCGCGCCGACCCCAUCGUCGCCCUCGUGGGCCACCGCCUCGUCGUCGCGGGCGGCGCCUUCGACUUCGACGACGACCCCCUCGCCGUCGAGACCUACGACCUCAGGACCGAGGUGUGGGGCGCGUGCGGAUCCGUGAUGCCCGCACUCCUCAAGGACAGGUCGGCCUCCGCGGGGCUCUCGGUCGCCGCGGACGAGGACAGAAUGUACGUGACGGAGAAGCUGUCGGGCGUGACGCACUCGUACGACCCCGAGGCCGAUGCGUGGCACGGGCCGCACGACCUGCGUCCGCACGGGGACGUGUACUGCUGCCUCGUCGGGUGCUGCAGCGGCCGGCUGAUCCUGGUGGGCCUGCUGGGGAGCGAAGAGAAUGUGAAGGGCGUGAGGGCGUGGGAAGUGGAGCGAGGGACGUGGAGGGCGAGGGUGAUCGGGGAGAUGCCGCCGGAGAUGGUGAGGAAGAUGGAGGGCGAGAGGUUUUGCGCGUCGUCGAUGAGCGUGUGCUGCGCCGGCGACUUCGUGUACUUGAGCAGGGAUUCGGAUCCGGGCACGGCGGUGUGGUGCGAGGUGGCCGGGGACGGGGGUUGCCGGUGGGGAAGGGCGGAGAGCCCGGCGGCGAGCGGUGGCCGGGGGCAGGCGGAGAGGGUGGUGUUCACGUGCGCGAACGUGGGGAUGACUGAGCUGAAUCGAGCUUUGGCUUCCGGUGAACGGAGGGAUGUAAUUCGGAGCGCAUGACCCGAUCCAGCAUCGGUCGAGAUUUUUCCUUUAUUAUUUCCUUUCUUUUCCAACGCAAAUUAUUAAAGUAGUAUGUUCUCAUUUUCCUAUGCGUAUAUAAGAAAAUUUGUUA